UCUGUGUAUACUUUUUCUGAUUUGGGUUUAUUGCGAAGAGAGAAAACCCUAAUCAGAACGAUAUAUGGAAAUGCGGAUAUAGAAAACAUUAAUCAAACAAAAACAGCGUUCUUGAGGAAAUUAUUCCGUUUCCGUGGUCUGUCGUCGUUACCGUGGUGGUUCGGUGGUGGCCGUGCUCGGUUGUUGGGGUCGGUGGGCAUUAGUUCUUUUCUCGUGUGCGAAACAUUGGCCGAGUGCUAUGAUAUUAGCUGUUUGAGCUUAAGUUUUUUUGUCAUAAAAAUGGAUUGUGGAGGGCUGGAGAAGGGGAUUGAAGAGUUGAACGUGAAGGAAGGAAAGGGUAAUCUACGUGUUCAGGAACAGGCACAGGGUCAAUUGCAGAUCACUACCUUUUCUGAACUUGUCUAUGAUGUUGACCUCCAUUUUCAGAUCAUUCGCUUCCCAAAGUAGAUAUAUGUGUGGAUUGGUUACAACUCUGCAAAAUUGGGACACAUGUACGCAGCAGCUCCCACUCGUCCUAGCAAUUCAGUAUCUGUCACUUCCAUACUCGGAGGAUUUUGUGAUAACACAGGGUCUGGCAUUGCUCAUCGAUUAGUGUUAAAGACUGGUCUCAACAUAAUUUUGGCUUGCAGCAUUCCAAAAAAUAGCCCCAUGCUUGAGAUAGAAGCUGAGAAAAUAUUGAUUCAGAAACUCAUUAGUCUGGGCUACACCAAGUUCAGAUUGGGAGGAACAUCUUUGUAGCACGGGCUAGAGAGACUUCUAUACAUAUCAAACCUGCAUUAUCCUAGUUUUUUCCUACCUGAUUUAGCAGCCAUGGUUUGUGGGUUAUUGAAGUCUAGAAGCAUUUUUACUGGACACCACAACUGUCGAACAAAUAGGCGUUUUUUUCUCGGAUCUCCUCUCCAUGAUAGAUGCAGUGUACGAGAAGACUUGGGAUUUUCAAACAUUAUAGGAUUCUUAAACGAAAAUUCAAGCAGAUCUUCAUAAUUAUUCUUAUAUCAGACCCCUUGCAGGUAAUGAAAAUGAUGCUACAUUACUCGAGUGAAUGCGUUUUUUUUUCUUGGACCUGUAUCAGUAGGGAACAAUUGCUACUCACCAUGAUGUCAAUAUUCAAUUAAUACCAUCAUAUG
Messenger RNA from Vigna umbellata (rice bean), 1127 nucleotides. Lineage: Eukaryota; Viridiplantae; Streptophyta; Magnoliopsida; Fabales; Fabaceae. The record is from RefSeq and is a predicted model, not a curated record.